AGUGGUUGAGUCACGUGUUUCCGCUUUCUCGAGUUUUUGUUCUGAAAAUCGACAAAAUGGUUUUCGCUUUCGGUUGUCAUUGCUGCUUGCAUGUCUCGUGUGAUGCGAGGUAAUACACAGCGAGGAAACGUCAAAACGGGUAGACUUUCUGUGUCGUGCCCACCUGCGUUUGCAGCUGCGCGAACGAAGCAAUGACACCGAACGGUGCUCGUAUUCGCGCGCAAUCUAGGAGGGAAGUGUACGACAGGCUCCACAAGAUACGCCUGGAACUUGAAGACUUGCGGCGUCACUGCGGGCGAAGUGACGGCGAAGCUCUCGAGGCCCUCAAGCGGACUUGUAAAGAGCAGGAAGAAGAAAUCGCGCGUUUGAAGAAGACUCACAAGGAAGCCCAAGAACAAAUAGAGUACUUGAAGAUACUGCUAUCUGCAAAGGGAGCAGACCAAACUGACUUGGAUGAGGCUGAAACUUGCGUUGAUCACAAUGCCAAUUCACAGUUGCUUCAAGGACAACUUUUGGACAGAUUGUGGGCUGCUGAGAAGCAUGCUUGGUCCAUGGAAGCAGAAAGAAAUGACCUGAACAUUUUGCUUUCAAAAAAGGUGCUUGAGCUGAACAAGCUGCAGCUCCUCUACUCUGAACAAUCAAAGAAACUGCUGGAGGCAGCACGAGCCCUCUCAACGCCAAGUUCGUCCAGACAGACCUCCAGCUGCGACGUAUCCUACAAAUGAUGUGCGACAACAGCGUGUGCCACUUGUGCAUUUAAAGUGCGGUCCUUUUGUUCAAAUGGACAGCAGGGAAUAAUUCUCAGGCAUGCAUCUGCUUUCUGCAUUGCAGUAACUGUGCCAAAUAAUGGUGUCUCAAGGAUUUUAAUGAAACACACCUUUCUUUUUUG
This is a messenger RNA of Dermacentor silvarum, 889 nucleotides long. RefSeq lists its product as uncharacterized. The record is from RefSeq and is a predicted model, not a curated record. The transcript is spliced from 5 exons. NCBI's taxonomy places the organism in Eukaryota, Metazoa, Arthropoda, Arachnida, Ixodida, Ixodidae. The coding region runs from base 192 to 725 and encodes 177 amino acids.